Doryrhamphus excisus (bluestripe pipefish) is the source of this 693-nucleotide messenger RNA. RefSeq names its product NK2 transcription factor related, locus 9 (Drosophila) (gene nkx2-9). Gene Ontology annotation, molecular function: RNA polymerase II cis-regulatory region sequence-specific DNA binding; DNA-binding transcription factor activity, RNA polymerase II-specific. Gene Ontology annotation, biological process: cell differentiation; regulation of transcription by RNA polymerase II. The record is from RefSeq and is a predicted model, not a curated record. NCBI's taxonomy places the organism in Eukaryota, Metazoa, Chordata, Actinopteri, Syngnathiformes, Syngnathidae. Gene Ontology annotation, cellular component: nucleus.
AUGGCGGUGUCCGGCAGGGUCAGCUUUUCCGUCAGGAGCAUCCUGGACUUGCCCGAGCAGGAGUCGGAGGACGUGGCCGGGACGUCGCCACCUUACUCGGCCACGAGGUCACCCUACAGAGCCUGGAUGGAGAGCUCGUGCAUGUCCUGGGACGAAGGCUGCAGCCUGGAGGCCUCGCCGGACUCCACAAAACCGGACGACUCCUCAACCGAACCCGAGCUUUCAGAUCCGGCGAAGAAGGGCAAAAAGCGGCGGGUGCUUUUCUCCAAGGCCCAAACCUUGGAACUGGAGAGGCGCUUCCGCCAGCAGCGCUACCUAUCCGGUCCGGAGAGGGAGCAGCUGGCCCGAAUCCUCAGCCUGACCCCGACUCAAGUCAAGAUCUGGUUCCAGAACCACCGCUACAAAAUGAAGCGGGGUCGCACGGAAGGGGCGUUGCUGGACCUGGAGAUGCUGCACCCUCCGGUGUUGCGCCGCGUCGUCGUGCCGGUUCUGGUUCGGGAGGGGAAACCCUUCCACGCCUGCUUGGAGAGAUCCGGCGGGGCGCUUCACUUCCCUUUUUCCUACCAGUCACUCCAGCAACCUCCGGCUGUCGCUCUUCCGCCCCGGUACCAGCACUUUCACAACCCGGCGCCCUCCAGAUUGGCUUGGACGGACUUUUGGAGCGACUCGGUUCAGUUUGCUUCGUUCAAGUGA